AUGGCCUGCCCUUCAGCACUAUAUCUACCUAUCCAGAACGUUACCGUCAACGCAAAUACUUAUGUUCAGGCUAGAGGCAUCGAUAUAGGAAUUGGAACUCCUGCACAACAUGUAGCGGUCGUGCCGGACUUUGGUCAGAACAAUACCCGUGUCCCGAGUUGGACAUCAUGCGACAGCUCACCUUCAGAGCUCGACUGCAUCAACGAGAUCGGUGGAUUGUACAACGCGGCCAACUCAAGCACCUUCGUCUUCUCUACUGCAACAAGCACUAAUGGGUCUAGAACUGGUGUCGGAGGAGAUUACUUCAAUGACAAUCUUCUGGUCAAUAAUAGCACAAUAUAUGGUCAACCGUUGCUAUCUGCAGCACUGAACAAUUCUCAAGGAUUCAUCGGUCUCGGCGUUGAAUCGGUCUUUCUUGAUUCCAUGGUGAAUGCAACACUCGCACCAAGCAGGUAUUCGGGUAUGUGGUUUGGAAGCGCCUCAACCGCUAAUCCAAUCGAUGGAUCCUUGAUUAUAGGCGGAUAUGAUGCGAACAAGAGGAAAGGAGAGUCGAACUUCACUAUGUUCUCAAGUUGUCGUGCUUGUGCAAGGGUGACAGGUUUCACAUACAACGACGAUGCUGGAGAAACAGAAUUAAUCGAUACCGAGUUCUGGAUGAGCCACACUCCGUGGUCAGACUAUGUACGUGUACCGACAAAUCUCGCCAACAAAUUUGCAAACGUCACCAACGCCAUUUGGGAUGCAGCCGAAGGGGCAUACAAAUGGAAUUACGCUAUAUCGGGCACGAUCACCGUAACACUCGCAAAUGGUUACACUUCCACCAUACCAGCGAGCGAAUUUGCUCUUCCGCCUAGCAGCGUGAAUGCAAACGGCAUUAAAGAGCCAACGGCUUCAACUGAACUCAUUUCAAUGGUACGCGCAAACACCUCAAGUGGCACUGUCGCAUGGGGAGCGCCAUGGCUAGCCAUGAAUUACAUCUUCCUCGACCCUGUCAUUGGCAGCUUUGGACUUUCUCCAGUCACUGCCCAGACACGAAAUUCGCCGGUCUUAGUACAUUCUCUUUGCUCAGAAGAUGCUAACCAACAAAAUUCAACCAACACGACAGAUCAGCCACCAGGCAGCUCAGAUCAACAAACGGGCAAUCUCAGCGAUGGCACCAAUACCUCGAAUGGUGCCACGAGUACUUCAAACAAAAGCACGAACACUGGUGCCAUCGCUGGUGGCGUAGUCGGUGGCGUCGCAGGUCUUGCUCUCAUCGUCCUUGCUGUGUUCCUCUUCAUGCGGCGACGACGCAAGCAGAAACCUGCGGCAUCAGCAUUACCAUCGAUGUCCCAGAACGACGCAGCAGCACUGCACGCACAGGCCGCUGAACUUCCACCGAAGUACAUGGACCACCCUCCUGCUCAAGAGAUGGCAACCAGCCGUCCAGUGCAGCAGAAACAACCUCAAUCUCAACCUGUUGAAAUGUGGGCCGAGCCAUCACCUAACGAGCUCGAAUCGAGUACGGCGGAGCGGAGAAGUCCCAGGUUUUAA
Lithohypha guttulata is the source of this 1533-nucleotide messenger RNA. RefSeq lists its product as uncharacterized. NCBI's taxonomy places the organism in Eukaryota, Fungi, Ascomycota, Eurotiomycetes, Chaetothyriales, Trichomeriaceae. The transcript has 2 exons. Gene Ontology annotation, cellular component: fungal-type vacuole. Gene Ontology annotation, molecular function: aspartic-type endopeptidase activity. Bases 1 to 1533 code for a protein of 510 amino acids. The record is from RefSeq and is a predicted model, not a curated record. Gene Ontology annotation, biological process: proteolysis.